AUGGCGCAAUCCGUUCAAUGCUACUACUUAUCCCCCAAUUCCGACGCACCAAACAACCCGUUGCCGGUGCUGCACUAUCGCGGGGUCCUGCCUCUGGAGGCGACAGAAGACAUGGCCACCAAGUUUCUGACCGCCAACACUUGGGAAAAGCGAGGCGCCUGGGGACACAUUGGCAUCCGCCAUUUCCACCCAAACACGCACGAGUGUUAUGGAAUCGUCAGCGGCCGUUCUACAAUGCUUCUCGGCAAGAUAAACGACGGCACGGGCGUGCAUGUCCAGGUGCAAAGGGGAGACGUCAUUGUGCUUCCCGCCGGCACCGCACACUCCAGCAUCGAGAGCACGCCUGAUUACUUCUACAUUGGCGUCUAUCCGCGCCGCCAUCCGAGGUGGGUAAACGAGCACGGCAAAACCCCAGCGACACACUUUCGAUCCACGAUUCGGGCUGUCGAGAUGCCCGAGGAGGAUCCGGUAUAUGGAAAGGACGGGCCGCUUUUGAAGCUGUGGCGCCCUCGGGACCUGGCGAGGCUGUAG
This is a messenger RNA of Metarhizium brunneum ARSEF 3297, 531 nucleotides long. RefSeq lists its product as uncharacterized. NCBI's taxonomy places the organism in Eukaryota, Fungi, Ascomycota, Sordariomycetes, Hypocreales, Clavicipitaceae. The record is from RefSeq and is a predicted model, not a curated record.